This is a messenger RNA of Engraulis encrasicolus (European anchovy), 1749 nucleotides long. RefSeq names its product zinc-binding protein A33-like. Gene Ontology annotation, cellular component: cytoplasm. The record is from RefSeq and is a predicted model, not a curated record. Gene Ontology annotation, biological process: protein ubiquitination. Gene Ontology annotation, molecular function: zinc ion binding; ubiquitin protein ligase activity; protein binding. Bases 110 to 1519 code for a protein of 469 amino acids. The transcript is spliced from 6 exons. NCBI's taxonomy places the organism in Eukaryota, Metazoa, Chordata, Actinopteri, Clupeiformes, Engraulidae.
UGCUGAGUUUGACACAACAGCUAACGGUUCAUUCACUGUGUGUCUUUCCUCUUUUCUUUCUGCACAUUCCACCACCACUAUUUGGGACUUUCUUCAUCAGAACUACAAAAUGGCUGCCAAGCGUCCGUUCUGUGAGUCUGAAUUAUCCUGUUCAUGUUGUCUGGAUAUCUUUAAAGAUCCAGUCAUGAUGGAGUGUAGUCACAGUGUGUGUAAAGCCUGUAUAGAGAAAUACUGGGAAACUAAAGGAUACCAAGAGUGUCCUGUUUGUCGUAAAAAGUUCUCUAAUAGUAAACUUCAAUCUAACCUGGUUCUAAGGAAUCUGUGUGAGAGCUAUACAGAACACCAGGGAGCUUCAGCAGGGUCUGAGGUGCGCUGUAGUCUGCACAGUGAGAAACUCAAGCUCUUCUGUCUGGACGAUAAACAGCCUGUGUGUGUGGUGUGUCAGACCUCAAAGCUACACAGAGGCCACACCUUCAGUCCUAUUGAUGAAGUCGCAACAGACAUGAAGGAAGAACUCAAGAUCAGUCUGGUGCCACUGAGAAACAAACAGAAGACAUUUGAAGAAGUUAAACUCAUCUGUGACCAAACAGCGGCUCAUAUUAAGAGUCAAGCUCAACACACUGAGAGGCAGAUCAAGGAGGAGUUUGAGAAGCUUCACCAGUUUCUACGAGAUAAAGAGGCAGUCAGGAUAGCUGCACUGGGGGAGGAAGAGGAGCAGAAGAGUCAGAUGAUGAAGGAGAAGAUUGAGAAGAUGAGCAGAGAUAUCUCAUCUCUCUCAGACACAAUCAGAGCCAUCGAGGAGGCAACGAAAGCUGAUGAUAUCACAUUUGUACAGAACUACAAUAGCACAGUGGAAAGAGCCCAGUGCACACUGCAGGAUCCAGAGAGGCUUUCAGGAGCUCUGAUCAAUGUGGCAAAGCACCUGGGCAACCUGAAGUUCAGAGUCUGGGAGAAGAUGCAGGAGAUUGUUCAAUACACUCCUGUCACUCUGGAUCCCAACACUGCAUAUCCACGACUCGACCUGUCUGAGGAUCUGACCAGUGUGAGAUAUGGUGAUAAGAGACAUCAGCUUCCUGAUAACCCAGAGAGAUUUGAUGAUUGUUACAGUGUGCUGGGCUCUGAGGGCUUUAACUCAGGGGCACAUUUCUGGGAUGUGGAGGUUGGGGAGAACACUGAGUGGUUUGUGGGUGUGAUGACAGAGUCUCUCCAGAGGAAGGGAGACUACACCUCUAUGGCAGGACAGUGGUAUGUGUCUUAUACAGAUGGUGAAUAUAGAGCACGUGCCCCACCACAGCCUGACACUCUCCUCACAGUGAAGCAAAAACUCCAGAGGAUCAGAGUGCAGCUGGACUGGGAGAGGGGAGGACUGUCAUUCUCUGACCCUGACAGUAACACGCAAUUAUACCGUUUCACACACACUUUCACUGAGAGAGUAUUUCCAUAUUUUAGUAGUACAGGUAUUUUUCCUCUGAGGUUGCUGCCAGUGAAGGCCUCUGUAAGAGUAGAGCAGGGCAGUUAACAUAUCUUUAUACUUGCCUGGUUUGUCUGUCCUUGAUCACGUCUGAAGAAGGGGUAAAACCCAAAAUGUCACGAAAAAAUAAAAUAUUGGGAGCAAAAGAAAUCCUGGUCGUGCAGCUGACUUUUUCUCAGAAUCAUCCUGUCCUUGAACACACAAAUAUGAUUCCAGUGUCUCCUCUGAGGAUGUCAGACAAUUUCUUUUUUGCUCUCUUUUUAUUCAUCCAUUGCAGG